AGCCACCCUCAAGCAUCACUUCCAGGCUCUGAGAUGGGCUGUCCCAUACAGAAGGCUGUCCUCCCUUGCCUGAGUCUCAUCCUGCUUGUCUGGAGCUGGGGGCCAGGGGUCCAGAGCCAAAAAUUCCAAUUUGGGCCCUGCCGAGUGGAGGGGGUAGUUUUCCAGGACCUGUGGGAGGCCUUCCGGGCCGUGAAGGACAUUGUGCAAGCUCUGGAUAACAUCACAAGCAUCCGGCUGCUGCGGGGGGAGGUUCUGCAGAACAUCUCGGAUGCUGAAAGCUGUUAUUUCAUCCGUGCCCUGCUGAAGUUCUACUUGAAUACUGUUUUCAAAAACUACUAUGAGAAGGCAGCUGAAUUCGGGAUCCUGAAGUCAUUCUCUACUCUGGCCAAUAAUUUUAUUGUCAUCGUGUCAAAACUGCAACCCAGCCAGGAACAUGAGAUGUUUUCCAUCAGUGAGAGCGCACACAAGUGCUUUCUGCUGUACCGGGGAGCAUUUAAACAGUUGGACAUAGAAGCAGCUCAGAUCAAAGCCUUUGGAGAAGUAGACAUUCUCUUGACCUGGAUGCAGAAAUUCUACCAGCUCUGAAUGCCUAGACCCUCCUCGCUCUCCGCGUCAUUUCAAAAGAGUGUCCCCUCCUGCGUUGUUCUUUGGGCACUUCACACCCUUGACCACAGGUCCUGUUCUUGGUCCAGGCUUAUCAUCAAAGACUUUAUUCUUUAAGUGGCCCCAAUGACAGUCAUGGAAGGUUCCCUUGGAUGCUGUAAAUAAUCAAACAGAUUCCCGUAUUUAUUACAACUAUUUAAAUCCUGUCAGUGUUUUUGCUGAUGCUUUAUUUAUUUGUGAGACUAAGUUCUGUGAAGGCGGCAGGAACAGUGCCCCAUGCUUCUCUUUGUUCCUCCAGGAUCCUUGGAACUGCACGGGGCAGUGGGUGGUGCUCAGAAAAUGCUUAAUAAACUGUUUGUUUGUUUUUGCCUAUCUUUCAAUGUUGAGGAACAAUGAGGGAUGCUGGCAUAUGAAGUUGAACAUCAGGACAUGGAAAUCAUAUUGUCAUGCUAUCUUCAGAAACAGAACAUUGGGGUGGGGGUGAGGGACACUGGUUUGGAAUGUAAAUGAU
Molecule: messenger RNA, 1114 nt
Organism: Rhinolophus ferrumequinum (greater horseshoe bat)
Lineage: Eukaryota; Metazoa; Chordata; Mammalia; Chiroptera; Rhinolophidae
Gene: IL24
Product: interleukin 24
Exons: 6
Coding region: 34-585 (183 amino acids)
Source: RefSeq, a predicted model, not a curated record